CAAAUUGUUUAUACAGUCGAAUCCACAUCACCAGGCCAGAUGAGUCGAUAAUUUUUUGUAGACGCCGACUCGCUUUUUGAAAAGAAUCCUCCGCAAAACAAUAAUCUGCAAAUGAGCCCUCUUUGAAGAUCUCAGGCUGAACGGCCUACAUAUCGAGCGAGAUUGGCCCACCAGCAUGGAGGAUGAAGCUCGCACAGUGCUUAUGAGGGUUCAUCUUGAAGACACUGCGGAGUCCCAGCUGCUCAAGCUACAACCGGACUGGCCGCCGGCGGAGGCAAUCGUCGCCGGCCACGACCAAUACAUGGAGCAGGGCACGCCCCACGACCGGGCGCUCGCCAUGAUGCAGCCGUCGCGCGACUGGACGGCCCUGCCUGACGAGCUGGUCGUCCGCAUCGCCACAGUGGGCGCCGCCCUGCUAGCCCCCGACAACCCCGACGCCACCAUCUGCGGCGCCCUCAUGAGCGCCUGUACCGCCUGGUACAGGGUGCUUAAGCCGCAGCAACGGCGCCUGCGGCCCAGCAGCCUGGGCGAGGCCGCGCAGGGGCGGACGUGGGACCAGGUGCAGGUGCUGGAUGCGCCGCUGCGUCGCACCAUGCCUGUGUCAGGCUUCAAGUAUCUGGCACCAUUGCGCGAGCCUGCGCGGCUGGUGAGCCAGUUCCCCAGCCUGACCUCCCUCAACAUCUCGCACCAGGACCUGGGCGGGCAGGGCCUGGCGCUGCUGCUGCCCCUCAGGGGGCAGCUCCGGCACUUGGACGCCUCGGGCAUGCAGCUGCGUCACUCGGACAUGGCCGCCCUGUCCCAGCUCACGACGCUCACCUGCCUCGCGCUCAACUGUGUCAGGCCGCACCCUGAGCCGCCGCCGGCGUCCUGGAAUGAGGGCUCCGCCAUCGUCAGGCUGUACAGCCUGCUCAGCAGGAUUGAGGAAGUGCGCUUUGCUCGGCUCUGGGUGUCACUGCCCGAGGUGCAGCUGGCUGCGGCGCUGGCGGAGGCGUUGCCGGCCAUGUCAGGGCUGCGGCGGCUGGAGGUGGGGCUGCAUGUGGAGAUAGAUAUGGUCAGCGUCCUUCAGGCCGCUGGGGUCAUGCCCCUGGCCGCACCUGUGCCAGCGGCAGUGGCGGAAGCGGCGGAAGCGGUGGCGGCGGUAGCGGCUGCUGAUGAUCCGGCGGGAGCCGAUAUGGAGGCGCUAAUGGAGGCCGCAGCGGCGGCGCUGGCUGCGGCGGCGGGGGCUCAGGGCGCACUCGGAGCCGCCGGUGCGCUCGCUGAUGGCGGUGCUGGAGCUGGUGCCGGUGCGGGUGCGGGUGCCGGUCCUGCAGGGCGGCUGUACAUUGGCGGGUUGCCGCUGCUGGGGCUCCUCGCGGUUGGCUCCCUGCCCAACCUCAGCUGCCUGCACAUCCGCAACCAGGAGCUGCUGAAUGACGACGUCACGGCCAUGGGGCUGGCGCUGUCGGGCCUGACGCAGCUGGCCUUCCAGUUCCCCAGCAGGCGGCUCAACGCCGCCACCUGGAACGCGCUCAUGGCAGACCUGGGGGCCACGCUGGAGGUCCUGGACGUCAGCUUCUCCAGAGACCAAAGUGCAAACAAGCUUGGGGGUGCCACACUUGCGCCGCUGCGGCGCCUGACGCACCUGCGCGCAGCCCGCUGCCGCUCCACCACCAUGCUGCUGAGCAUCGCGUCGUUGGGCGCCCGGCUGCGACGGCUGGAGCUGACGGCGGCCGACCGCGACUGCAUCCAGCCGGCGCUGCUGGCGCACGUGUGCAGCCGUGUGCAGCUGGAGGGGCUAGACGUUUCGGGCUGGAAGUCGUGGACCCGCCGGGCUGAGAAGUUCCAGCAGGCGGGCGACCUGCUGCUCCGUGACCUGCCCAUGGUGGCGCCGCAGCUCAAGUACCUGGUCAUGCACAAUGUUAGGCUGUACGGCGCGGGCCUGCCCUACACCGCCCGUGACUUCGAGCUGCUGCCCAUCCCCGGCCCUGCCAAGGACACACAGCAGCCGCAGCAGGAGCUGGAUGCCGCGGCCGACGUGAUGGCGGUCGUGGCGCAGCGCCUGGGCCGUGGCCGCGGGCUGGCCGGCGGCAGCAGGGCCGGCAACAGGGCUUCCGGUGUCAAGCAAGAGGCAGCAGGAGUCAAGCAAGAGGCAGCAGCUGGGUCGGGGUUAAGCUGUGCAGCGGGUAGCGGCGGUGAAGCCAUGGAUAUGGAUAAGGAGCCCAGUGCCCAGGGCACACGCGGCACCGCGGGUGCGGAUCCGGGUGUGGGAGCGAUGGAGCAGGGCGACAGGGAGCGGGCCGAGAUGCUGGCGGGUGUAGUGCAGCCAGCGGAUGCGCCGAUGGCGGAGGGCUUGCAGGAGACCAUGGGCCAGGAGGUGGCGAUGCAGCAAGAGGCGGUCACAGGGCCCUCCACGUCGCAGCCGCCGCAGCUGCAGCCGGCUCAGCUCAGAGCGGCGUGGGCGGCCGACGUGGACCCUUUGGGGCACGAGCCCUUCCCUCGCAUGCACUCGCUGGUGGUGCACUACAACAAGCGCUUCAUGCGCAGCAGGUUGAGGAGCCUGGCCAACAUCCUGGGGCUUAGGGAGCUACGCAUCGCUGGCAUGACCGAGGGCACCUUCGGUGACGCCGCGCGCCUGGGCUGCUUCGACGGCCUGAGCAAGCUGGGCUCGCUUACGGCGCUGUACGUGCACCGCCAGGAGUUGACGCACGAGAGGGCCGUGCUGCAGGCGCUCCAGAACCCUGUCCACGAUUUUGACGGCCUCCCGGAUGAGCCCAUCGCCGCGGACGGCUGGGUCCUGGCUGACCCGCAGCUGCAGGAGGGCGUGGCCGACAGCCAGGACGGGGAUGUGGCGCAGUCGGGGGCGGGCGCACGCGGCGAGAUGCAUCUGGACUUCCUGGCUGCGCUGCCGAAGCUGCAGGUGCUGGUAAUCGACGUCAUCAACACACGCGGGAGAAUAUUCCAACACAUCAAGCGCCUUCGGAACCUGACCCACCUGUCGCUGAGGGGCGCUAUCUUCUUCGCACACGAGGGCCUGCAGCAGUUCCAGGAUGCCGGCAUGGCCAGGCUGCGCAGCCUGCGGCUGCUGGACUGCCAAUGGUUGGCGCGGCUGGACGCCAACGACCUCCUGGUGCUACUGCCGGAAGCCACGCCGCAGCUGGAGGAGUUGGAGCUGGGACCCUGCCCGCGCAUCACCGCGGCGCGGCUGGGGGCGGGGCUGUACAGCCACGCCGGCCUGCGCUCCCUGCGGCGGCUGUGCCUGCACAAGGCGCCCUUGACGCCUGAGACUGUGAUGAGUGAGCCGCUGCUGCUGGCCGGCAUCCUCAGCUUCCUAAUGGUGGCGGACCCGACGCCUCUGGACCCGCCUGGAGCUUCGCCGCCUCCGCCCGGCGAGGACGGGCAGCCGCCGCCCCGCGAGCCCAGCUUCUGCGUGACUCGUCAUGGCGACCGCUUCGAGCAGGUGCCGGGUGGUGCGCUUGCGCGGGCAGCCGCUGCGGAGGCGGCGCAGUAUGGCUCUAUUGCGGCCGAGACGGCGUUCAGCAGGGCGCAGCAAGACGACGUGGCCUGGGCUAGGUGCCCGGUGCCGGUCAAGGAGCUGGUGCGUGCACCGGGCUGGCCGGAGCCCGCCCGGGCCGGCAUCGCUGGGGCCUGAGGCAUCAAGGUUGUGUGACGCACACUGUUGCACACUGUUGCGGCGGUGUUAGGUGUCUCCACUCUCCAGCAUGGCGCUCAGGUGGCACGUGAAUCCUCGCGCGCACCGUACCGUACUGCUGGAAUAGGCUGUAUAGGAACUCAUUGAGCCGUGAUUCAGUGCGGAGCAGUGCUCACGCGUUACUGUGGGAUGGGCGCCGCGGAUGAGGCGGCCGUCCUGUAUUGCGGAAUGCCUGUGCGAGGAGCUGGCACCCACAUGUUCCCUCCUCGGAGUGCUGCUGCCUAGCUAAUGUUGCCAUAUGCACGACUAUGUUGGCGCAUGCGGAUGCAGUUCAAUUUGGGAUUGAGCUAUUUCAUCUUCCCCGAGCCCUUGGAUGCAUGCGCCAUGUUCAGGCCGCGCGGCUACCGUUCCCCUGGCCGCGAAACUUGACAUUCCCCAUCGGCUUGCUACCAGCGUACGGGGCCCUGUCGCUUCACAGGAGGGCGUUGCACCUGGUGUAGCGGAGGCAAUAGGUAUAGGACUAAAAUUCCAGAAAUCCUGUGAGACCGUGGGACCGUGCCAGGGAGUGGGUCAUCGAAGUGCAGAGAAAAGCGGCAAACUCAAAGCGUAGCCGAGGAGAGCAGCUGGCGGCUAUGUGGGUGCACCGCCGUGGGCCCUCCCACCGAGUAUGCAUGCCAGUAACUUGGCUGUGCAGGCGGCCCGGGGGGAGGCCAAGAAGGCGAAGCGGCAGAAGGUGCAGCGGAGGGACCGAGGCAGGACCAAAGGCGAUAGAGCAGGGGGGAGCGCGGCGUUUGCGAGGGGGGAGCGCAGCGUUAGCGAGAUGGGUACUGGGCGGGUGCUGCACACGUGACAUGCGGGUGACACGCAAGUGGGCAAAGCUAAGGAUUUUCGAAUGCUUGAA
This is a messenger RNA of Chlamydomonas reinhardtii, 4529 nucleotides long. RefSeq lists its product as uncharacterized. NCBI's taxonomy places the organism in Eukaryota, Viridiplantae, Chlorophyta, Chlorophyceae, Chlamydomonadales, Chlamydomonadaceae. The record is from RefSeq and is a predicted model, not a curated record. The transcript has 14 exons. The coding region runs from base 176 to 3628 and encodes 1150 amino acids. Gene Ontology annotation, biological process: SCF-dependent proteasomal ubiquitin-dependent protein catabolic process. Gene Ontology annotation, cellular component: SCF ubiquitin ligase complex.